AUGAAUCACUGUGUCGCGAAGAGAUUCGUCCUGGAAAUGGCUGAAACUUCCAAAAUCCGACUUGACUCUGUAGUUCCCACCCGCCUUGAAGUCAGGAAAAUCCCUUUUCAGGCGAUAGACCUCAAGAAUCUGCCCUAUCCGACGAACUUCUUCUCCCACGUCUUCCACGUCGACGUCUUCUAUUUUCUGCGACAGGAAGACCUUCCGAGGAUCGCCGCAGAACUUCUGCGGGUUCUUCAGCCCGGCGCUUCUGUCUCCUGCGCCAUGCAGUUUUCAAAGUUUAUAAAUUUCCUUUAUUUUUCAAGAAAAAGCUGAUCAAUCAUUAUUCGAAGCGUUUGGAAUCAUUCACAUAGGAUAAUUCAGAGAAAAAAACUUUCUCAUGUCGAGCAAAAAAAUUUCAAAGCUCAAUCUUCAAUUUUUUUGGCAGGAUUUCAAAGUUUGCACAUUUCUUUUUCCUUCUCAAGCAAAAACUUUACAAUCAAUAUUUUAAUGGGGAUGCAUUUUGAAGUUUUUUUAGAUUCAAAAAGAUCAUCUCUCAAUAAUUUUUUUUCUAAUCUUGGUCGAAUGUGGAAUGGCUAAAUUUUGGAAAUAAUGGAGCUUUUUCCAAUUUUACUGUACUCUAAAAAUACUCGAUUUCACCUUCAUGGCAGCCGCGACCCCUUAAUCCAUUCCAAAUGCGACCAACAAAAAAAGCUUUUUCUUCUUUAUUUUUUUAGUCAUUUUUUUGUUGAUAAAUUCAAUACACGAUCAUUUUCAACUUUUCAAAGCGUUCUUAAAAUUAUAAAUUUAUUAUUUUUUUCAACUUUUUUUAAUAAAUCUAGGUCUCGUGUUAACAAGUCCAUUUUUUUCACCCUAAAAAGAUAAGAUUUUUAGAAAAAAAGAUCAUUUCUGAAACUAUCAAGCGUUAUAUUCUCUUUCCAUGGUUACGGUUUGCUGUUUCGUUUAUUUUUAUUCAGAAAAAAGUUUUUUGAUAAACUUACGAAUUCGAAAAUUUUUAUAGAGGUCCCAGAAAAAAGCCUUGAGCCAUUCCUAAUGCGACCAAAAACUGAAAAGCUCGAGACUUCCUUUUUUGGUGAACUAUUUAUUUAUUUUUUUGUUGGUAGAUUCAAUAUACCACCAAAUUUCGGUCUUUGUGUCACGUGGGAAUAAGUCCAUCUUUUUAGAUUAGUGGCCACCUAAGGGAUUGAAAGUUAGUGGCCACUAUAGAGGCCUCUGUGCUACAACUAGAUAUAUUAGUGGCCACUUUAGGGGUCAAUGGAUCAACAUAACUGGUCCAAUCUGUUUGUUUUAAAAUUAUCAGAGUUACUGGACGGAAUACUGGAGGAAAACUACUGAAGUGGCCACUAAAUAGAGAAUCUCUAUAGUGGCCACCUAAACGGAAAAUAGUGGCCACUAUAGAAGUGGGUUCAGUGACCACUUUAGUGUCUUCUCAAAGUAGUCCUUGGCGAGCCUCUGUAGUGGCCACUAAAAAAUUUCCCAUCUUUCAAAUUUUCAUUCAUUUGACUAUUUCAGAUUGAAACGGUUAACUGAAUACGGUUUGCUUUCUGAGAGCCAAUGGGACCCGUUAAGAUACCUCAGUGCGAUGGAAUAUUCCAAAUUUGAAGACGUUAAGGUUCGUUUUCAGGAAAGAAUAUUCAAAAAUUUUUAUUUUUCUGCAAAAAUUCAAGUUUUUCUAUUGCAUCUUUGACAUUAUCACAAUUUUUUUGACGAAUAGAAAAAUAAAAUGUUUAUUAAGGAAAGCCUGAGUGGUCCCUAUAGGGCAAGCUCAAGGGCUCUUGAAGAUUCCUCUCUAGGGACCACUUUACCUCCGCUAUAGGGCCACUAGGCUUUCAAGUAACCACUUUAGGGGUUUUUGUUGAUGGCCAUUCUAGAAAAGCAUGUCGAUUAUAGGAAAGAUCAUUUUCAUGCGAAAAAAAACAAAAAAAAUAAAAGACCCCUGUAGGGACCACUUAAGCUUCAGGGGAUUAGAGGCCAUCCCCUAAACCCCAUCUAGGGACCACUUUUUGUUCCCUAUAAAGGCUGUUUUUGCCCAAACCCCUAUAGGGACCACUUUCGCGUAGAAUUCCUUUUUUUCUGAUUACUUUUUUUUCUCCAGAUCACCUACGAAAACGACAAAAAUCUAGGCGAGUAUCAAAUUUUGACGGCGAGAAAGCCGAUCGAUAGCUUUGUGAGUUGUUUAUCAAUCUUAUCAUAAAUUUUUGGACUUGUUCAGGAUUCAAACGAUCCUGAAGCGAUGAUGAACGAACUGGCGAAACAAAUCAAAGAAGAACGGGUCAAUUUGGAGUUUUUAAAGAACCGGAGACGGAAACCGGACUUCGAAGAGAAAAAUUGA
Messenger RNA from Caenorhabditis auriculariae, 2332 nucleotides. Lineage: Eukaryota; Metazoa; Nematoda; Chromadorea; Rhabditida; Rhabditidae. The record is from the annotation of a GenBank genome assembly.